This is a messenger RNA of Callorhinchus milii (elephant shark), 3527 nucleotides long. Its product is annotated as ras-related protein Ral-A. Bases 53 to 673 code for a protein of 206 amino acids. Gene Ontology annotation, cellular component: plasma membrane. NCBI's taxonomy places the organism in Eukaryota, Metazoa, Chordata, Chondrichthyes, Chimaeriformes, Callorhinchidae. Gene Ontology annotation, biological process: regulation of exocytosis; Ras protein signal transduction. Gene Ontology annotation, molecular function: GTPase activity; GTP binding; GDP binding. The transcript is spliced from 4 exons. The record is from RefSeq and is a predicted model, not a curated record.
AGAUUACUGGCAGUCAAGAUCAACAUUCUGGUGAAAUAUUUCCGUUCAAAAGAUGGCGGCAAACAAGACCAAAGGCCAGAAUUCCUUGGCUUUACACAAAGUCAUUAUGGUUGGGAGUGGUGGAGUGGGCAAGUCAGCUUUAACACUGCAGUUCAUGUACGAUGAGUUUGUGGAAGAUUAUGAGCCUACGAAAGCAGACAGCUACCGGAAGAAAGUGGUGCUGGAUGGUGAGGAAGUCCAAAUAGAUAUCUUGGAUACUGCUGGCCAAGAAGACUAUGCUGCAAUUCGAGAUAACUACUUUCGCAGUGGAGAAGGCUUCCUCUGUGUUUUCUCCAUCACUGAGCAAGAAUCUUUUGCAGCUACUGCUGAUUUCAGGGAGCAAAUUCUGCGGGUGAAAGAGGAUGAGAAUGUUCCUUUCUUGCUGGUUGGCAAUAAGUCCGAUUUGGAGGACAAACGCAAAGUCUCGGUGGAUGAAGCAAAGAGCAGAGCGGAGUUAUGGAGUGUGAAUUACGUAGAAACAUCAGCAAAAACAAGAGCCAAUGUUGAUAAGGUUUUCUUCGAUUUGAUGAGGGAAAUACGUGCACGAAAAAUGGAAGAUAGUAAAGAGAAGAAUGGCAAGAAGAAAAGGAAAAGCAUAGCUAAGAGAAUCCGAGAAAGAUGUUGCAUUUUAUAAACUGAAGGAUUAAACCACUUGUCCAAUUGUACUAAGUAUUGCUUUUCAUCCACUGUUCCAUCAAAGUGACUGAAGGUACAUUAGCACGUCCAUUGCAUUCAGGUUUCAGAAGCAUGAAUUGAACUAACUUUAGGUCAUGAUUGAUAUGGAAAUAAAUAAUGUCAAUAUGAAGCACUGUUACCUGUGAUGCUUGUCAAUAAGUGCAAUCUGUGGGCUUCAAAUUCACAUUUUACAAAGUAACAAUGACAACUUUCAUAUGGAUUGGCCUUGUGUGAAAAUAAUCAGUUCUGUCAUCGAUUAAAUUGGAAGCGAAAACAUUUUACACACAAGGCAGCACUUUGUUAAAACAUUUUUGGUCAGAACUAUCUGCAUUUAUACAUUCAGCACAGUUGAUUUUUUUUCAUACAAUUGAUGCAUCUUAAGAGCUUUUAUUGGGAAAAAAAAGUUGGUCUUAAAUGGAAUUUGGUCUUGACUGACCUAUGUUUUGUUAAAAUUCCAUUACUCCAAAAAAUGCCAUUUUGCAAGUAAAUGUUACUAGUUCAAUUAGCAAAGAGUUUGUCGAGGAGGAAUUAAACACUUAAUAUUAACUUAAACUGCAUCAGGAAUUCACAGUGGUGGUGAUUACAAAGCUCUUUACUUCAAGGCAAGCAAGCUGUGAAACAGUACAGUGGUUUUUAAAAUGUAUGUUUUAUUGACAGGAUACCACACUAGGAAUGUUAAGGUCAUUGCAUGUCUUGUUUUCCCCUUCUAUGAAUGGGUUGAAGCAUAUAGUGAGGCCAUUUGGAACUACGGGACUCGUAAGGGAGCAGAUUGAAGGAAAAAAUAGUUCUGAUUUGAAUUGUGGAGUACAUUCAACCUUUCCUUUAAAAUAAAAAAAAUCUCAUGCUGGUGCCAUAGAAAGGAAUGGGGGAAGAUUGCACGGGUAAUGCUUGUUUUUAAAUUGCCUUUUGUGAUACUCUAGAUGGGACAUUUUCAAAUAUGUAAGUUAUUGAGGAGCAGCACAAUAUUCAGGCACUUUUAUUAAUUGGCCACAAAUAAAUGUAAGGUCAGUUUCCAUUUUCUUUUUAAGAUUACCAAAACAUUAGCCAAUAUUUUGUUCUGCUGAUGUUCUCAAACCUCCACCUAUGAAGCCCUUUAGAUUAAAUGAAUCUAUUUUGGUAUUGGAAGAUGGGUAAAUUAAUGUUGCACUGACCUGGACUUAAAUUAUUAGCAUCAAUUUAAACCCAACUAGAUUUGCUUAUUGUAUAUUAAUGGAAAGGGUUUUGCAUUCUUCCUUAUUCCCAAUUGGGAUUUGAUCAUGUCCAAGUUUGACAAGGUUACUCAUGUAAGGGCUGUCUUUUAUGCUGCUUUUCACAUUACAGACUUGCCAAUACUGUCACUCCUACCAUCACAGUUAGAUUGUAAUGAAAGUAGCCACUUGCCUUGAGCUGGGCCUUUUCCACUCCCUGAUCUCUCUACUGCCAUUGCUAGAUUCAAGGAACAAAAUAUUGGGACCCUUGGGAUUUAUAAUUAUAAAAAGUGUGGCCGCACCAAGCAUUAUUUGUCAUGCAGUGAGAGCUGUAGUGUAAAAGGAGAGAUAGUAUACAUACUGGAAAAUGAGAUGCAUUUUGUUUUAAAGCAGUUUGGUUCUGUUCUAUCCAAUGUUAAAAAAACAUAAAUUACUUAUGUACAACAGGAAUGUAUACUUGUGCCAUGAUGGGAACAAACUAGUACUGAAUUAGACAGUUUCUGUUAUUGAUAACCUACCAGAAUUGCAUGUAUGUAGAUUUCACUGUACCUGUGUCACAUGGAACCAAUUGUAAUCAACAUUUUGCAAGACUGAUAUUGGCUUUUCAAAUGCAUCACUAAGCGCAAUAGCAGAUUCAAGUGCGUAUAAUCAAGCUGGCUGUAAUGUAGAAGAGCAGUGUAAAACUUGUAAAUAGAAACUUAUCUGACUAUGCCUUAAUUUAAAAUCUUUGCAGGUUGCAUCCAUCAGAAGUGUGGCGUGUGAAUUGUGCAGCAGAUAACUGCAACAAAAAUAAACUCAUCAAUCUUGUAAAAUGUGCCAUACUCUUAGACUUGAUUGUCCAGAACACAAUUCUGUUAAAUUGAUUAUGGGGCUAAUAUUUUCACAUUGUUGAAUUAUAUGUCAUGUUUUAAAUUGGCAAUUAUACAUUAUAUUUACUUGUUGGAAAAGAUGCAUUAUCACCAAGAGUGCAUUCCUCAGCCUUGCAGACUUAAAAGAAAAGCUGUGGAUGGCUGAAGAUUGAAUUUCUGUAAAUGGGUUUGACUUUUGUCCACUGUUAUCUUUUAAUGACUGACAGUAAACCUUGCAGUUAAUGCAAGAUUUCUAUAACCAAUCUUCAGCUGAAAAGCAGUCGAACAGGGAAGGUGAUCUAAACUUCAGGAAGAUAUCACUAAAUCUGAAGUGCUGAGAACUCAAAUAUUUCUACCUAUGAGAAUGUAUAGUUCAUAGAAUACCUUGUCUUUAAUUUAGGUACAUUGUUUGCCUUUUUGUCAUGUGUUUUAAAAUGCAAUGCGUGUAUUUGGCAGUAGAGGUUAUUGCUCUAUUGAAGGGCAAUACAGUAUAGUGAAAUGUUUCAAAAUGUAUAAACCUUGUUUGGACAUAACCUGCGUGUAUACUGUUUUUACACUGCGUGAGCAGUGCAUAGAUGUGUGCUUUGUAGGAGUGUGUGAAAUUGUAAGAAAAUGAAAUAACCAGGGAUUCUAACCACUAACAUUUUGACUUCCUGUAGACAAAGCUUGGGUAUUGGUGUUAUGAAGCUUGGACACUAUUGUAUUGAAAGCUGAUGCCCAUACCCAGAGUUUUAAUUGUAUGCUGAACCAUUAAGAAAUAAACAUUUUUUUUACAGCA